Molecule: messenger RNA, 2325 nt
Organism: Closterium sp. Yama58-4
Lineage: Eukaryota; Viridiplantae; Streptophyta; Zygnematophyceae; Desmidiales; Closteriaceae
Source: the annotation of a GenBank genome assembly
AUGCAACUCAUUUGUUUACUUUUGAGAAUUCUCAAAAUGUACGCCCCCAUGCUGCUUGGCCUCCUAGUGCUGCUGGUGGCUGUGUUGAUUUCCCUCGUGAUUGCGGUGCUGGCGUGGAAGCGGAGGCAGAUGGCAGAGGGGUUGAGAGAGAUGCAGUUGUGCACAGCGGCGCUGGAGAGAGCUGAGAAGUCCAAGAGUGAGACGGUGGCCAACACGUCUCAUGAGCUGCGCACGCCACUCAUUGGCGUCAUAGGCAUGAUAGAUGAGCUGCUGGAGUCGCGGUUGGAGGAGUGUCAGAAGGCAGACCUGGUUGAUGCGAGGGCGUGUGCAGGCGAGACAGUAGACCUCAUCAACAGGGUGCUGGACCUCGCCAAGCUGCAGGCCGGCCGGCUGCAGCUCGAGACUCUCCCCUGCUGCCUGCGGCGCAUUGUUCAUGAGGCAACUUUAGCCGCUUCAGCCACUUCAGCAGAAGAUGAACCGAUAGCACCAGGAAAGAACCAACAAGCCCACGCCGUGAGCAACGCUGCUGGAGGCCGCGUGGCCUUCCAUGUCUGCUGCAUCCCUCCCCCGCCUUCCCCGCACGCCUCAACCAGCUGCUUGAACCUCCCCUGCGCAUCUGCCCCUGCUGCCCCUUCCCGUGACCCACCACUCCCCCAUACCUCCUCCCACGCCUCCCAUUCCUCCCACUCCUCCCACGUCUCCUCCCACGCCUCCCACUGUUCCCACGCCUCCUCCCAUGCCUCUCACCACCUCCCUCGGGGCUCCCCCGCGUGGCAUCAGUUGUCUGCUUCUGUGCGCCGCUUCCCUCCUGCCACCCACCUUGUGCGGUUCCGUCAGCACCUUGUGGCCACAACCAAAGGCGCAGCCCAGGCGGAGGGAACUUCUGAGACCCCUGUAUCUGUGACCCUCGCCUGCCUCACGCGCCCUCUGCAGCGCCUAGGUGCUUCAGACUCGGGCGGUGGUAUACCACCCGAGGAGAUGCGGUGGGUGCUGGACCCACACGGGGACUCCCACCACGCCGCUUCUUAUGCUCCUGACGCUUCUGUUGCUCCUGCUGGCGGGGAUGACGACGAGGAGGACGCACAAGGCGCAAAGCUUGUCACUCCACCUCGUCCCUCCUUCUCACCUUCCCACUCCUCCUUCUCGCCCGAGCAGGUGGCUGAGAUGCGGGGAGACAUGGCAGUGCUGUCACACACCACCAUUCUGCUGGCGCUGCCCAUGGGGGCAGAGGAGGAUAACGAUAGUGACUGUGACAGCGGGGGGGAUGGAGAGUGGGAUGAGGAGGAGGUGCAGGAACAAGCAACCCCGCACCAGCAACAGCAUGAAUCCGAGAAGCAGCAGGCACCAUUGCAGGAGAAGCAGCAGCGGUCAGCACGAGCCCACUCUCACCUCAAGCCGCGGGCCGGUAUAUUCACCAGGACUGAAGCGCUGGAGGGUGCAGGGAAGGCGGAGGGGGUAUCGCCAGCAGUGGCAGUGGUGGCGGCGGGGGCGGCUGAGGAGGAGGAAAAGUUAGUGGCAGCGGUGGGGGAAAAGUCAGUGGCAGCAGUGGGAAAGGCGGGGCGGCGGGCAGCACGGUCACAUUCUCUCCCAAAACCCCUCUCCCACACGGACGCCAUGGGAGACACGGAUGGGGGGCAGGUUCGAGCAGUGGGGGUAUCAGGGCGGCAAACAACACGGGCGCAAUCUCUCCCCAGGCUGCGCCCGCACACGGAGGGUGCAGCAGGGUGGGAGCAGGGGGGGGGAGUAGAGGAGGCGGAGGUGUUUGUGCGAGCAGUACUGGCGGGGCAGUCGGUGGCGGUGGUGGAUGACAACGCGGUGAACCGCAUGGUGGCAAGGAGAACGCUGCAGGGCUACGGGGCGCACGUGCUGCUGCUGCCCUCCGGGGAGGACGCGCUGCAGGCGCUCUCCUCUGCCGUGCCCUCUGCCCCGCCCUCCUCCCCGCCCAUCCACUUGUUGUUGCUUGACCUCCACAUGCCGCCUGGCAUUGACGGAUUUGAAACAGCUCGUCAGAUCCGGGCUUUGGAGAAAUCAAAGCGCAGCGGCAGCAACACAACACAGCAGAUGCCAGAGGGGGACAAUACUGCUGACGAUGCAGCAGCAGCACCAACACCACCAGUAGCAGCAGCACAUGCAGUUGAUGCAGCCACAGAAGCAAGUGCAGUACAGGAGCGCCUUUGCAUUAUAGCAUUGACAGCUGACCUGGAUGUGGGAGUGAAGCGAGCGUGCUUGGAGGCCGGCAUGGAUGGGGCAGUGAGGAAACCCAUCGUUGCACAGGAACUUCUUUCAGCGCUCAUAACAGAAGGUUUUGGGGCCGGCGCAUUCUAA